UUGACGAUCACGUAUAUUCCGACAGUACAUUUCUUCUUACCAAGCCCGAACAUCGAAACAGGUUAUACAAUGAUCUCAGUGUGUCGAGCAGCAUUUUCGGUUCUUGCGGCAACAACUGUCAUCCUCAGUGCAGCAGAGGUACGGCAUAUAGCAGCCAAUUUCACAGAACCUUUGAGUGGGUUACUUUCACGGGAGAAACGCUUCUUAAAUUUCGUCAUCAAUGGAGGCACUGCCAAGAUCGUUAUUGGCGGAGUGUUUCCGGUUCGAUUUCAUCACAGGCUGAAACGCAGCUUGAACUGUGCUGUCAAUCUGCAAGCCAACUACGUUAUUCCGGCAUCAAUCAUCUGGCCUGUCCCGGAGCACGUGUUCAAAGAGCGUCUUAACAAUAACUUUGUGGAUAACAGUCGUCCACAACUGUACCAAGUGCUCGAGCAUAUGAUCGAUAGCUGGGGACGGCAUGGACGGUCUUGUAUAUUGCGAACUAUUUGCGAAGUAGCUGAAACUCCCCUUAGCCACAAUGGAAUGUUUGGUGAAAUUCUGGAUGUGAUAUUUACCCCAAGUGGUACGGACGUUAUGGAUGAUGAUUACAAAUUAGCGCGUAAAUAUGGUUUGCAUGGCGUUAGUUGUUCCAAAGCCUUCAAUGAAUGCCCCUAUGGACACGGAAUUCUGGAUACAAUUUCUGCCGUCAAUCUGUUUAAGUUCUAACUAAAUUGGUAACCUGAAUGAAAGGAAUAGUUUGUUGAGCACAUAAAUAAACUUUACAUCAUCAAUCAGUUUGUAGAUAUAGGGGCAGAAUCAACAAACUUUAAAAGUUAUGUAACUGUGAAGUGUUUCUGCACCGUCAUCAAAACAAUUUCUUUACAGCCAUUAUCAAUAUUUCUCAUAUUCACCUAAGUCAUCGGCAAUCUACACAAGCGUAACUUGUUGUUUCAUUCUAGCACACGUCAUCAGUUAUGCAAUUGAAUGUUCAUCCAUCUGAGAAAAAAUGCGAAGUUGUGC
Molecule: messenger RNA, 999 nt
Organism: Wyeomyia smithii (pitcher-plant mosquito)
Lineage: Eukaryota; Metazoa; Arthropoda; Insecta; Diptera; Culicidae
Exons: 2
Coding region: 70-705 (211 amino acids)
Source: RefSeq, a predicted model, not a curated record